AUGUCGUAUGAUGAGCCCACCACGUAUCUCAUCGCGUUGGAUCCAGAGGAGAGUAAUCCAUCAACCAUUGUGCACAGUGCACAUGCAGUUGGUCGUGACCACGACGGUCGUAAAACUUACGAUCGACGGAUUGACAAAUCUGGUCCUCGCCACGACAUGAGCGACUACAGAUAUAUGUCCAAGAAUAGUGACAAGCAUAGCCGAUCUGAUUCAAAUCGUGGCUACCGCACACGUGAGGAACGAUACAACAGUAACAACCGCUAUCAAUACCGCUACGAUAGCUACGAUGAUAAUGACUGA
Messenger RNA from Sphaeroforma arctica JP610, 300 nucleotides. RefSeq lists its product as hypothetical. The coding region runs from base 1 to 300 and encodes 99 amino acids. The transcript is spliced from 2 exons. NCBI's taxonomy places the organism in Eukaryota, Ichthyosporea, Ichthyophonida. The record is from RefSeq and is a predicted model, not a curated record.